This is a messenger RNA of Solea senegalensis (Senegalese sole), 5528 nucleotides long. RefSeq names its product NACHT, LRR and PYD domains-containing protein 3-like. Gene Ontology annotation, molecular function: protein binding. The transcript has 10 exons. NCBI's taxonomy places the organism in Eukaryota, Metazoa, Chordata, Actinopteri, Pleuronectiformes, Soleidae. The coding region runs from base 16 to 3045 and encodes 1009 amino acids. The record is from RefSeq and is a predicted model, not a curated record.
GAGGCACAAUUUAUAAUGGACGAUAUCAUGCUCUACGAGGACACAGCAGAGUCUCCAGGACACAGCUGUCUCUCUGUGAAGUCUAACCAGUCCAAACUGUUACCUCCGGACUUCAGUAAUGAACCUGGCGCCUCAGACACAAAACGUCAGAACCAGAGACGGAGACCAGAGUCUCCGGGACCCAGCGGUCUGUCUCUGAAGAGUGACUGGUCCAAAGAUCAACCCCCAACCUUCAGUCAUGAACCUGGAGCCUCAAACACAAAAAACCAGUUUGCUGUUUCUGUGGACGAGCAGACGUCCCGCUGUCCUCUGUGUCAGGACGUCCUGAAGGAUCCACUCUCCACCAGCUGCGGUCACUGGUUCUGCAGACGCUGCAUCUCCUCAUACUGGGACCAGUCUGGUUCACCAGGAGACUCCUGCUGUCCCCAGUGUGGACAGGGACCCAGACCAAUACCAGGACCACAGACACAGAGUAAGACAGAACAUGUAUUCUUUGUCUCUUGUCUUUCAGCAGAUGUUGGUCUGCAGAAGGUUCUAGAUGAACAUAAGAUCAGUCUGAGGAGCAAAUUUGAACAUGUGACUGAAGGAACUGAAGGAACAGGAAGUAAAACCCUCCUGAACAGGAUCUUCACUGAGCUCUACAUCACAGAGGGACAGAGUGAAGAGGUCAAUACUCAACAUGAGGUGAUGCAGCUGGAGACGACCUCCAAGAAGAAGAUGGUCCAGGACACUCCCAUCAAGUGCUGUGACAUCUUUGAAGCCUUACCUGACCAGCAGGGGCGCAUCAGAGUCGUCCUGACCAACGGCGUCGCUGGUGUUGGAAAAACCUUCUCGGUGCAGAAGUUCACUCUGGACUGGGCCAAGGGUUUGGAAAACCAGGAUGUGAAUCUGCUGAUUGUGCUCUCGUUCAGAGAGCUGAACCUGAUCAGAGAUCAGCAGCACAGUCUUCUCUCGCUGCUCCAUAUUUUCUAUCCAACAUUAGAGAAGGUCAGAGCAGAGGAGCUCGCUGUCUGUAAACCUUUGUUCAUCUUUGAUGGUCUGGAUGAAAGCAGACUCUCACUGGACUUCAGCAGCAGGACGCUGGUUUCUGACGUCACACACAGGUCAUCAGUCAACGUGCUGCUGACCAACCUCAUCCAGGGGAAUCUGCUUUCCUCGGCUCUCAUCUGGAUAACUUCUCGACCUGCAGCGGCCAAUCAGAUCCCUCCUACCUGUGUUGACAGGGUAACAGAAGUACGAGGCUUCACUGACGACCAGAAGGACGAGUACUUCAGGAAGAGAUCCAGAACUGAAGAUCUAUCCAGCAGAAUCAUCUCACACAUCAAGAUGUCCAGGAGCCUCCACAUCAUGUGUCAAAUCCCAGUCUUCUGCUGGAUCAGUGCUACAGUUUUGGAUUACAUGUUGACCACAGAGCAGAGAGGAGAGCUGCCCAAGACCCUGACUGACCUGUACUCACACUUCCUGCUGGUUCAAACAAAGAGGAAGAAGAACAAGUACAAUAAAGGACGUGAGAUGAGUCUACGGGAGCUGAUGAACUCCAACAGGGACGUUCUUCUGAAGCUGGGGAGGUUGGCCUUUGAGCAUCUGCAGAAAGGAGACAUCAUGUUCUACCAAGAAGAUCUGGAGCGGUGUGGUCUUAGUGUGACAGAGGCCUCGGUGUACUCAGGAGUUUGUACAGAGAUCUUCAGAAGAGAGAGUGUGAUCUUCCAGAAAUCAGUCUUCUGCUUUGUUCAUCUCAGCGUUCAGGAGUUUCUGGCUGCAGUCUACAUGUUCCACUGUUUCACCAACAGGAAGACAAAGUUCCUGAAUACCAUCCUGAGAAAACCUCAUUUUUUUUACAACCGCUCCUCAUUUUUUGGAACCGUUGCUAUGAGUGACUUAUCUCUGGACGUGUUCCUGAAAGGAGCCAUGAAGAAAUCCCUUCAAAGUGAAAAUGGUCACCUGGAUCUGUUUGUUCGCUUCCUUCAUGGACUCUGUCUGGAGUCCAAUCACAGACUGUUAGGAGGUCUGCUGGGUCAGACUCAGAACAGUCCAGAAAUCAUCCACAGAGUCAUCAAGAAUCUGAAGAAGAUGAACACAAAGAACAUCUCACCUGACAGAAGCAUCAACAUCUUCCACUGUCUGACAGAGAUGAACGACCAAUCAGUGCAUCAGGAGAUCCAAGAGUUCAUGAAGUCAAAGAACAGAGAACAGAAACUCUCUGAGAUCCACUGCUCAGCUCUGGCCUACAUGCUGCAGAUGUCUGAGGAGGUUCUGGAUGAGUUGGACCUGAGCAAGUACAGAACAUCAGUCCAGGGGAAACAGAAACUGAUUCCAGCUGUGAGGAACUGCAGGAAGGCUCGGUUGAGGGGCUGCAGUUUGACAAUGAUCAGCUGUUCUUCUCUGGCCUCAGUUCUGAAGUCCAACCCCUCACACCUGAGAGAACUGAACCUGAGUGAGAACAAGUUGCCGGAUUCGGGAGUGAAGCUGCUGUGUUCUGGACUGGAGAGUCCACAUUGUAGACUGAAGACUCUGAGGUUGAGUGGCUGCAGUUUGACAGAGAUCAGCUGUUCUUCUCUGGUCUCAGUUCUGAAGUCCAACUCCUCACACCUGAGAGACCUGAACCUGAGUGAGAACAAGCUGCAGGAUUCAGGAGUGAAGCUGCUGUGUUCUGGACUGGAGAGUCCACAUUGUAGACUGGAGACUCUGUGGGGCUGCAGUUUGACAGAGAUCAGCUGUUCUUCUCUGGUCUCAGCUCUGAAGUCCAACUCCUCACACCUGAGAGACCUGGACCUGAGUAAGAACGAGCUGCAGGAUUCAGGAGUGAAGCUGCUGUGUUCUGGACUGGAGAGUCCACAUUGUAGACUGGAGACUCUGUGGUUGAGGGGCUGCAGUUUGACAGAGAUCAGCUGUUCUUCUCUGGUCUCAGCUCUGAAGUCCAACCCCUCACACCUGAGAGACCUGGACCUGAGACAGAACCAGCUGCAGGAUUCAGGAGUGAAGCCUCUGUGUGAUCUUCAGAAGAGUCCAGACUACAGACUGGAGACUCUGGAGUGGCGGUCAUGAACGUGAUGAGAGUGUGUGUGUGUGUGUGUGUGUGUGUGUGUGUGUGUGUGUGAGGCCUACACUGUGACGCUGCUUCAACAGAUCUGAGACAGAACUCCAACGAUGAUGGUGAGAUGUUUCUGUCCUAACGUCCUGAACCUGUGAGGAGCUGUUUCAACAUUUAAUCCAAGGGGAUUCAUCUACAGUGUUAAUAAUAUCCAUAAUCUCUACUACAUUAUGUAUAAUUACAUAUCUGCAAUUGAACCCUGACCCUUUUCAUUUCCAUCAGGUAAAUGUAUCUAUGUUGUCUACUGAUUUUAAAAAACGCUUUAUAAAUAUUUGACUGAAUAAUUUCAUCAUUCAGCGUCUUUUCGGGAUAUAAAAUUAAUUUAGCAAAAUCUGAGGCUAUGCCCCUGGGGUCGUUAACGUCUUUUCCAGAUAUGGCUGAACCCUUCCCAUUCCGCUGGUCUCCCACCGGUUUCAUUUACUUAGGAGUGCAUGUUACACCCAAUUUUGGUCAAAUGUUUAAGUCCAAUCCCCCCCCUCGUGGAUGCUAUAAGGGCAGACUUAGACCGCUGGGCCCCUCUCCCUCUUUCCUGGCUAGGUAGGGUUGCUCUUAUAAAAAUGAACGUCCUGCCUAGACUGCUAUACCCACAGCAGAUGAUCCCUAUUCUAUUAUCCAGCAAGGUUUUAAAGCUCUUUCAUUUGGAACAAAAGGAAACCCCGUCUUAAGAUGACAAAACUUCAAAUGGCAGGUUGUGACGAAGGGUUAGAUCUACCAAAUCUCAGAUUUUACCAACUGGCGUCACACCUGUGGGUGAUUGCAAGCUGGCACAACUGUGAUCCAGCCUCAAUUUGGCAUGAUAUUGAAUCCUCUCAGUCAAAGUGUCCUUUGUUGAAUUUAUUGUUCAACAAGGGACACUUUAGAGAUCCUGGAGAUCCAUGCGCUCUCCAGAAGGCCGGGCUCAGUUAUCAUCUCCUCUCACUCCCAUUCUUGAUAACCCGGACUUCCUGCCAGGCUGUAGGAAUCAGGGCUUUAUGGUGUGGAGCACCCAAGGGCUGAAGACAAUAGGUGAUCUAUUCAAUGGCCAGAUUUUACUAUCAUUUCAGCAGUUGCAACAGCAGUUUGUUUUAUUUAAGGUGACUUCUAAAGAUAUUUACAAAUGAGAGACUUCAUAGUUGAAGACACCACCUUAAUGACUAAUUGUAGUGAAUGGACGUACAUAAUUCACCCUUGCACUUUGUGUUUCUAUACACUUAUGUCAUGAGAUUAUUUCCUAUUGUGUUGCUUGUAGGAAGGACUGUUCCGGGAUCAUGGUCGCUUUAAGUAACCAUGUUUGUGAUGACGUAGAGCCCUGUGCUGGUUGGUUGGUUACUGUGCGUCCUCAUCUUGUGUGGACUUCGGUUCUGCUGUUUUCAAUAAACUGAGCUGAGAAAUAGUUUUUACCUGUUCAUUGCAAUUUCCACAUAAUAACACCACAUCAUGGGUGGAGAAGGCCCUGUCUUGAUGGAUUAAUAAGAAAUGCAUGACUGUUUUUUUACAAAGCUCUGAAUUCUGUUUCUCCUCUUACCUCACAAACCACCAAGCAAGCUUCGGAGAGAGACCUAGGGGUUGUUACUGUGUAUAUGAUGAUGACUGGCAGGAGGUCUGGUCUCAGGCCAUGAACAUUUCUGAACAAAAUGGAUGCUAAUGUUUCCCCGCUUUGCUGGAAAUGCAAUUCUGAGACUGGUAAUUAUAUUCACUGCCUCUGGUCAUGUGUGGAACGACAAAAGUACUGGUCUAGUAUUGUGAAUGAUCUGACUGCUAUCUUUGGUGUCCCAAUACAGAUGGACCCUAUGUGCCUGAUACUUGGUCUCCCGGAUGGUCGAAUCACUGACAGUAAACACAGGAGACUUUUUAAUAUACUGACUUUUGCUGCUAGAAAGAACAUCCUACUUUUCUGGAUCAAGAAUGUUGCGCUGACAAAAAAAUCAUGGCACAAUAUUGUUAUGGACUGCGUUCACAGUGAAUACAUCACGUGUAUGAUUCACUCUAAGACAGAUGCUUUCUAUAAGGUAUGGGACCCUUACUUGCAGCAUAUUGAGCCCAGGCUGUCAUCUUCCUUGCUUCGUGGAUUUCCCAGGUCAGCCUCGCCAGUCUUGGUGACUUUGUUCUUGGUCUUCACUGUCUAACAAGCACCUUGUAGCCUUGCUGUGUGUAUGUUUGGUAUGAUUCAGGAGACUAAUUUACUUUUCAUAAUAUUUCCAUUUACUGUACCCACAUGCCCUUUUUCUGUUGUCUUUUAUUCUGUUUUUCUGUUUUAUGUUAAGAGGAAGAAAGUGUAAUAAAAGUAUUUUUCAAAAAUGAGAGGUAAUAAGAAAAUAAUGCCAGGUUCACAGUGUGUGGAGCUAAAGAGAGUUUUUUUUUUAAAUCAGUGGAAUGUUCCUUUGUUUACUUCAAACCUUACUUUUCUAUUUCUUCAAAACAGAGCAACACGUUGGAUAAAGUUGAUGAGAUGAAAGUG